Molecule: messenger RNA, 3757 nt
Organism: Galeopterus variegatus (Sunda flying lemur)
Lineage: Eukaryota; Metazoa; Chordata; Mammalia; Dermoptera; Cynocephalidae
Gene: PDE8B
Product: phosphodiesterase 8B
Exons: 19
Coding region: 84-2027 (647 amino acids)
Biological process (GO): signal transduction
Molecular function (GO): 3',5'-cyclic-AMP phosphodiesterase activity
Source: RefSeq, a predicted model, not a curated record
GAUCCUGGCGGUGGUCUCACAAGCAUGACCACGAAGAGGCCUCAGUCCUUCCUCUUCUCCAUGCAGGCUUCAACAGGAGAUUUAUGGAAAAUAGCAACAUAAUUGCUUGCUAUAAUGAACUGAUUCAAAUAGAACACGGGGAAGUUCGCUCACAGUUCAAAUUACGGGCCUGUAAUUCAGUGUUUACAGCAUUAGACCACUGUCAUGAAGCCAUAGAAAUAACGAGUGAUGACCACGUGAUUCAGUAUGUCAACCCAGCCUUCGAAAGGAUGAUGGGCUACCACAAAGGUGAGCUGCUGGGGAAAGAGCUGGCAGAGCUGCCCAAAAGCGACAAGAACCGGGCAGAUCUUCUCGACACCAUCAACACGUGUAUCAAGAAGGGAAAGGAGUGGCAGGGGGUUUACUACGCCAGACGGAAAUCCGGGGACAGCAUCCAACAGCACGUGAAGAUCACCCCAGUGAUUGGCCAAGGAGGGAAGAUUAGGCAUUUUGUCUCCCUCAAGAAGCUGUGCUGCACCACUGACAAUAACAAGCAGAUUCACAAGGUUCAUCGUGAUUCAGGAGACAAUUCUCAGACAGAGCCUCAUUCAUUCAGACACAAGAACAGGCGGAAAGAGUCCAUCGAUGUGAAGUCUAUAUCGUCUCGAGGCAGUGAUGCACCAAGCCUACAGAAUCGUCGCUAUCCGUCCAUGGCGAGGAUCCACUCGAUGACCAUCGAGGCUCCCAUCACCAAGGUUAUAAAUAUAAUCAAUGCAGCCCAAGAAAACAGCCCAGUCACAGUAGCAGAAGCCUUGGACAGAGUUCUAGAGAUUUUACGGACCACAGAGCUGUACUCCCCUCAGCUGGGCACCAAAGAUGAAGAUCCUCACACCAGCGAUCUUGUUGGAGGCCUGAUGACUGAUGGCUUGAGAAGGCUGUCAGGAAAUGAGUACGUGUUUACUAAGAAUGUACACCAGAGUCACAGCCACCUUACGAUGCCAAUAACCAUCAAUGAUAUUCCCCCUUGUAUCGCUCAGUUACUUGAUAAUGAGGAAAGCUGGGACUUCAACAUCUUUGAAUUGGAAGCAGUUACCCAUAAAAGGCCAUUGGUUUAUCUGGGCUUAAAGGUCUUCUCCCGGUUUGGAGUAUGUGAAUUUUUAAACUGUUCUGAAACCACUCUUCGGGCCUGGCUGCAAGUGAUUGAAGCCAACUACCACGCCUCCAAUGCCUACCAUAAUUCCACCCACGCUGCAGACGUCCUGCAUGCCACUGCCUUCUUCCUGGGAAAGGAGAGAGUGAAGGGAAGCCUCGAUCAGCUGGAUGAAGUGGCAGCCCUGAUUGCUGCCACAGUCCAUGACGUGGAUCACCCAGGAAGGACCAACUCUUUCCUGUGCAACGCGGGCAGUGAACUUGCCGUGCUCUAUAAUGACACUGCUGUCUUGGAGAGCCACCACACAGCCCUGGCCUUCCAGCUCACGGUCAAGGACACUAAAUGCAACAUUUUCAAGAAUAUUGACAGGAAUCAUUAUCGAACACUGCGCCAGGCUAUUAUUGACAUGGUUUUGGCAACAGAGAUGACAAAACACUUUGAACAUGUGAACAAAUUUGUGAACAGCAUCAACAAGCCAAUGGCAGCUGAGAUUGAGGGCAGCGACUGUGAAUGCAACCCUACUGGGAAGAACUUUCCUGAAAACCAAAUCCUGAUCAAGCGCAUGAUGAUUAAGUGUGCUGAUGUGGCCAAUCCAUGCCGUCCCUUGGACCUGUGCAUUGAAUGGGCCGGGAGGAUCUCUGAGGAGUAUUUUGCACAGACUGAUGAAGAGAAGAGACAGGGGCUACCUGUGGUGAUGCCAGUGUUUGACCGGAAUACUUGUAGCAUCCCCAAGUCCCAGAUCUCCUUCAUUGACUACUUCAUAACAGACAUGUUUGAUGCUUGGGAUGCCUUUGCACAUCUGCCAGCCCUGAUGCAACACUUGGCCAACAACUACAAACACUGGAAGACAUUAGAUGACCUAAAGUGCAAAAGUUUGAGGCUUCCAUCUGACAGCUAAAGCCAAGCCAGGGAAGGGGACCUCUUGAUCUACAAAGGGCAUGGUGAAUCAUAGUAGUAUAACCAAGAGGCUUUCCCUUAUAAUGAAAAUGACAAGUGUAGGUAAAGAUGCUAAUGUUUAAAUAUUUGACCUUGAAUCAUUCAAGUCCCCAAAUUUCAUUUUUAGAACGUUAUAUUCCAUGAAGAAAAAUAUAUGUUCUUUUGAACAAUCACUUAGUGACAGAAUCCUUGGCAAACUACCUUGCUCUGCUGUCAUCUGCUGUGGGCCCUUGUCAAACCAUGGAGCUGUUUCACUGUAAUUAGCAGGACACAAUAAGCAAAGAUUUGGUAUCUGAGAACUCAUCGCCCUGGAGGGUGACCAAGAAGCUUAGCUAGUGUUCAGCUAUCUCUUACCACAAAAGUCACCAUGACUCUUUUCUUGACUAUUCUCCUCAAGAGCAUUGGUCUGAAGGAUUCAUGAGAAGCUUAUCUGAACAGAUAUUUCUAAGAAAAAAACUACCUAAAAUGAGCAAAACAACUAGGACCAAAUUAUUGAUAAACUAAUUAGCGUCACAGCCUCCAAGGCUAGGUGAAUCUUCCUGUUGGUGGUGUGACACCCAAGUUAGAAAACAGCCACAGCCUGGUGAACAACCUCUCCAGACUAGUAUCAGCAGCUGGGUUAGCCCUCUUUUCCAUGGCAGGGAUUCAUCUUAACAGAAAGCUGCCUAUGACAGGGAAGGGAGUGGCAUCUUGUUUGCGGGGAAUCCAUGAGCUUCCCUUAUCUCUGGUUCACAGAGGCAGCCACAAGGCACUAUACUAUAUAAUAUAUAUUUUAUAUAUUAUAUAAAAGCCAUUAAGUCUGAAUGCCCUUGGACAAGCUUUUUUAAAAAAGAAAAAAUUUAUAUACCUUUGCUGUUUAAAAUUUUUAUUCAAACAAUCUAAAUUUUCUGGGUGAGAGCCCAUGGAGUAUGUUGUACCGUGCACCACCUAUACAUAUAUAUUUGGGGAUGGGCUACGGGAAGUUUCAAGGUUCAGAUAUUUUUAACUUAUCUACAUUUGAGGUCAUGCCAUUUGCUUAACGAUGUAAAAAAAAUUGCAAGAUGUGUGUAUAUAUCAGAAAAUAGGCAUAUGAGGCAGUAAAUACUAUUUUCAGCUAUUAAUUGUAUGCUAAAAGCUUCUAAAGCACAAGUGCAUAUUUUUAUACAGCUCUUUUCACACUUUCUGUGAUCUACAUAAGGUCAGAAUUGAGAUUUUCCUUUCUCUUUUACCAGCCAACCCUUCUCUCUGUCUUAUAAAUAUUAGAAACUCAGUAAACAAAAUACUUUCUCUUUCUCUGAACUCCAUGCUGCAUUUUUAAAAGGUGUAAACAGAGACUGAAUUAAUUGAACCAGUUGUUACUUUUUUCCAAAUGAAAAUUGGAAUGCAGAACACUUGGAACUGGUACACGGGAAGAAGAAAAUGACUUACCACUAUGUAAUGUGCCAAUGUGUUUUUCUAUGUUUUGUAUGCAAAAUGGAAACAUAUAUGACGACUCCAUGCAAAGAAAUGUAUCUAAAUUAUUUUUGUUAGAUUAUAAGAGAACUUGCUUGGUCAGGACAGGAGCCAGCUUUGUAUUAUAAUGCUGCAUUAUGUAAAUGUGAAAUAUGAAAAUGUUUUUGUGAAGUACUUGUAACAAAAUUCCUACAGCCAUUUUUCAUUCCCAACAGCUGUUUUUAUUUUAUCUCUUUGGCCUAAAUUUUUCAUAAUUUCAAA